This is a messenger RNA of Mauremys mutica (yellowpond turtle), 1916 nucleotides long. RefSeq names its product macrophage mannose receptor 1-like. The record is from RefSeq and is a predicted model, not a curated record. The transcript is spliced from 8 exons. Bases 51 to 1271 code for a protein of 406 amino acids. Lineage: Eukaryota; Metazoa; Chordata; Testudines; Geoemydidae.
GUUGGCAGGGCUGUGACCGCACGGGACUCCCAGCUGCACAGUCUGGCCCCAUGGCCUGCAAGGCAACAUACAGCAAUGUCGACAUCAUUGAACCAGGACAAGAGGAGCCGUGGGGUUCUGAGCCAAGGGAGAAGGCAGCUGUCAGCGAUGUAUACACUGAAGAGGAGAGCCAAUAUGAGACGGCCGACCCAGCUGUUGGAGCAAGGAGGAGGCCGAUGGAGCAGCGGGAGGCUCGGGCUCCAGAGUGGGAGUGGAGACUGGGCCAGCGGUGGAUUUUGGCCUGCGCGACUGUCCUGGGAGUCUCUGUGCUGCUGAACCUGCUGCUCCUCACACUUGGUGUUGUCCGAUUGUUUCUCAACACAGCUGCUAUGACAUGGCCGAGACCACUGGUGAUGUUUCCAUCUCCUGCAGACAUGGAGACGGCCAGCACCCUUGAGAGAAUGCAAGUGGAGAACCAGCUGCUCCGGAAUGUGGGCUCUCCAGCUUCUGGCUUCUUCCUGAUCUACAGUGAGUCACACCAGCUGUGCGUGGAUGUGACCGCUGGUGGCUCCCUGACAGCUGCGCCCUGCACCCCUGGCGCCCCCAGCCAGCACUUCCAGUGGCUGUCUCAGGGCCAGCUGCUGAGUGUGGCCCACCAGCAGUGCGUAGCUGUGCCAAAGCGGCUCAACCGAAUGGCUGUGCGCCUGGAGCCCUGCAAGGCCCACAGGGAGCUGCAGCACUGGGAGUGCCGGGCAAACGGGCUGCUGGCCCUCGCCAAGGAGAACCUCUACUUCAACUAUGGCAACAGCCAGAGCCAUGUGGUGAUGCUGUACACAGGGGAUGGGCCCUGGAGCCGUUGGGUCGUCUAUGGGAGCCAUGAGGACCUCUGCUCCUGCGCCUGUCAUGUCUGCACCCCAUGUCGCAGGGGGUGGACUUUCUUCCAGGACAGAUGCUACUUCCACUCCUGCUCCCUGGGCACCUGGGAUACUGCCAACCGCUCCUGUGCCUCUCUAGGUGCCCUGCUCCUCCAGGUGACUAGCUUUGCUGAGCAGGCUCACAUCGUGGCUUCCAUGAAAGCACCAUCCUCCUGGAUGGGCCUCACGGACCAGGCACUCGAGGGGGCUUGGAUGUGGGUGGACGGGACUCACUCAGCAGCCAAUGCCAGCUAUUGGCAGACAGGGGAGCCCAAUGGCGGGCAGAAGGAGAACUGUGCGCUGGCACGGCAGGAUGGGCACUGGUAUGAUGCCCCAUGCACAGAGCAGCAUCACUGGGUGUGUGAGGGGGAGCUCUGAGCCUGCUUGGACUAGCCACCGAGCAACCUGGCCAGGCUCUGGCCCUCCCCCUGCCCCACCCCUCUGUCCCCCACUGUGACCCAAGGACCUCUUGAUGCCAACUAGUUGAGGGUACUAGGGGUGCAAGCUAUAUGGACUGGUGAUAUUUAAGGAGUUGUGUAUCUGCACAAAUAUUAUAUUCUUAAGGUCUGUGUCUAGGUACUGGCCAUCGGGAAAGGGGAAAAGCAGAUUUUCUUUCAGGCAAGAAAUGUUAAUCUCUCUGCCUGUUUGCAUGUAAAUCAAGUACUGUAUGGUUCACAAUGGGCAUCCACUCAGAAGUCUGAGCUGAAUGCUAAUGAAGAAUUGUGAAAUCUUCGAAGAGAGGAAAUUAACAGGAGGAAUUAAACAGCAGGAGUUAUAAGAACAUAAGACCAACCAUACUGGGUCAGACCAAUGGUGCAUCUAGCCUAGUAUCCUGUCUUCCAAUAGUGGUCUAUGUCAGGUGCUUAAGAGGGAAUGACGGAACACGCAAUCAUCGAAUGAUCCAUCCUCUGUUGUCCAUAACCAGCUUCUGGCAAACAGAGGCUAGGGACAUUCAUAGCAUGGGGUUAUGUCCCUGCCCAUCCUGGCUAAUAGCCAUUGAUGGACCUAUCCUCCAUGAAUUUA